AUCGCCUUCAUAUCUUGUAUCUUUGUCCUAGGCUCUGUGGGGAUCGCAGCAUCGAUGCGGAUCCAGCAGCUAGCAUACAUCGACGACAGCAACUUCCCUGGUGGACCAGGCGCCUUUGAGUCAGUCUCUGGUUACAUGAAGAUCAACGUCUUUGGUUUUUCAGCCUACACUGUAAAUGCAUGGUUUGCAGAUGGCUACCAGCUGUAUCGCUUCUACAUCUUGUGGUCUACCUCUCGACAUCCGAGUGCAUCUUGUACGCUUCUGUUGCACAGCUCACAUAAAUGUGCCCUAGUCCCAUCGUCUAUUCUUCUGGCCCAAAUGGCUGUGCCCGGUGGCGCUCUGUGGCUAAGCACGAACGCGAACAUGGCUCUCACGUUCUGGUCCGCAUCGAUCUCUGUCACGUGUUAUUGCACGCUGGGUAUCAUCAUCAAGCUGCUUUACAUGCGGUACCAAGUCCGCAAGGCCUUCGGUGGCGGCGAGCAGUUGCCCUACUUUUCUGUUGCGGCCAUGCUCAUCGAGUCUGCACUGCUAUACGUGGCGUUCGCGCUCGCAUUCCUCGUCACGUAUGCGCUGAGCAAUAGGAUAAGUUUCAUGCUUAUAUCAAUCUUGGGCCAGGCGCAGUCUAUUGCGCCGCUGCUCAUUGUCUUACGCGUCGCGCAAGGACGUGGCUGUCAGAACUGGGCGAUUACGUCAUUGCCCUGUACGGACUAA
Molecule: messenger RNA, 711 nt
Organism: Phanerochaete carnosa HHB-10118-sp
Lineage: Eukaryota; Fungi; Basidiomycota; Agaricomycetes; Polyporales; Phanerochaetaceae
Exons: 4
Source: RefSeq, a predicted model, not a curated record